Molecule: messenger RNA, 6148 nt
Organism: Cloeon dipterum
Lineage: Eukaryota; Metazoa; Arthropoda; Insecta; Ephemeroptera; Baetidae
Gene: Cad89D
Product: cadherin-89D
Exons: 22
Coding region: 220-5727 (1835 amino acids)
Biological process (GO): cell-cell adhesion mediated by cadherin; calcium-dependent cell-cell adhesion; homophilic cell-cell adhesion
Cellular component (GO): catenin complex; adherens junction; plasma membrane
Molecular function (GO): calcium ion binding; cadherin binding
Source: RefSeq, a predicted model, not a curated record
UUGCUCGCCGCGGUAGGCACUUUCUCCGUCAGGGUCCCCGGUUAGGCAGUCAGUCAGUGGUGCAAACGAGCCGAGGAAACAGACUUUUUGUUCAGACAAUUGCUGUGUGUUUUUGUCUCGUGAUUGAGAUGAUAUCGUGAUUCUCAGUGCACCUUUCGGAUACAAAUUGAAUUGUGUGGCGGCUUCUUUGACAUGCUCUACGCUCUGAAUUAGUGAAGCAUGGAAAGAAUACGGUGGAGUCUUUCUUUGAUCCUGAUUGGCUGGGUAGCCACAGCUCAUGGCUGCCAGUUCCUGCCAGCUGGCGACUACCUCCGCUUCGUGCGCGUACCUGAGAACGUGCCCGUGGGAGGAGAGAUCCUGCGGGUGCAGGUGCAGCCCCAAGGCCUGCUCAGCAUCCAGCCCAUGGACAAAGAGGAAGAUGCUCAUUACUUUAAAGUAUCAUCCGUGGAUGGAGCAUGGGCUCGGGUGUCCCUGGCACGCAGUUUGGAAGAGCUCGUGGACUCCGACAUUCCACAGAGCGUGCUCAAAUUCCGCCUUGCCUGUCUGGACCCCAUAGAUGAAACGGUUUCGUCAUCGUACCUCUCCGUGACUGUCUACGUAGAGGACGUGAAUGACCACGCGCCUACCUUCCUCGGCACGCCGUAUCACGUGACAGUCGAUGAACUCACGCCAGCAGGGCUGACGAUAUUCAGAGGAAUCCACGCCAUCGACAAUGACAAGCCGAACACCCCGAAUUCCGACGUGCAGUAUUCCCUUCUGUCGGGCGGCGACGACCACGGUCACUUCAUUUUGGAGAGCAACAACAGGGCUGCCCUGAUCUUGAAGUCACCUUUAGACUACGACGCUGGCGACACGGAAUUCAAUUUGACGAUUGUGGCCUCGGAUCGCGGCACCCCGCCGAACAAUGCGACCACCGUGGUCAGGGUCACAGUCAGGGACAACGACGAUCUCAGCCCACGCUUCACCAAGGACGUGUACAAAGUCAAAAUACCUGAGAUGCCGGCGUACCCCGCGGGUGCCGUAAUGCACCAAGAAGUGAUCUUGUCCCCGCCGAUAUAUGCAGAGGACCAGGACGAGGCGAUCAAUGCGACCAUAAGGUACUCCAUCGUGGCAGGAAACACUCAGGACAUCUUCUGGAUCGACCCGAUCAAUGGCUCGCUUUUUGUCAUUCGGGCCAUCGACAGGGAAGCCCUGACCAGUGAACGUUUCUCUCUUGCUCUACGGGCCUCGCAGAAGGACAACCCUGCCCGCCAAGGCACCGCAAGACUCGAAGUCACGAUUCUCGACGUUAAUGACAAUGCUCCUAAUUUUGAAGUGGAAAUAUACAAUAUUUCCAUCGUGGAAAAUCUACCGAAUGGCUUUAGCGUACUGCAGGUGGCUGCAAGAGAUCCUGACAAGGGUGAAAACGGAGAGUUUAGUUAUGAGUUGGAAGACCCAAACAAGGCGUUUUUGAUCGAUCCACACACAGGAUGGCUCACCGUUAAAAACCAGACGCAAUUAGAUCGUGAAAAGCAGUCCUCGUUGCGAAUGCGAGUACGUGCCAAAGAAAAAAAGCCGAGCCCAGAGCCUGGCUCGCGGUCAGCCGCCGUUUGGGUGACUCUGCUUGAUGCCAACGAUAACAACCCAGUCUUCCAGCCGUCAAAUGUCUACCACUUCCAGGUGUCGUCAGACGCUCCCAUCGGAGAGGUCAUAGGACAGGUCAAUGCUCUCGACCCUGAUCUCGGUAGAAACGGGCAGGUCGCCUACGACGUUCAGCGGGCCAACUCGAGUGAUGAGUUAGGCCGGCCUCUCCCGCUGCCCUUCAGCAUUGAGGCCCAAAGCGGUCUCCUGCUGGUGGUGGACACGCCACUGCUCGAGGAUCGCUACACUCUGCUGAUCGAGGCGGUUGAUCAGCCGGCGAACCCAAGCGAGCGCCGCACCGCCCUGGCCGUGGCCACCAUCGACGUGGCCAGGUCACGCCAGAGCAGUGCCGCCUCGUCCACAGGGGAACGCGUGCCUGGCUUCGUAGGCGCUCCCUACGAGUUUUGGGUGGGCGGCAAUGCGCCCGUCGGCACCACCAUUGGCCUCGUCCGGCUCAAGAACAUUGACAAGAAAACUGCUUUGUUCGACUUGCUGCACAGCUACAGAACCGGAGUACCUUUUGCGAUUGAAGAGCGCUCUGGAGUAAUAACUGUCGUCCGAGAGCUGUCGCAUUUCACGCGCACGCAUUACGAGUUUGAAACCGUGGUGACCGACGGCCAAUUCACCCUCGUAACCAACGUCACUAUCCACGUAGUCGACCCUGAAGACCCCUCAAUCCUGACUACCACCUUUACUCCACCGAGGAGCCAACUGCUGGAAACCUUAGAGUUCAAGGUGCGCGAAAACCACGCGGGCGUGCUCGUCGGCAAACUGCCUGACGUGAACAGCAAGCGCGACACGCGAUUCCUUCUCGUUAAUAAAGACCUGGCCGACUUGUUCACCGUUUCAAACGACGGGAGUGUGUACACGAAGAAGGACCUGGACAGGGAGGAAAGAGCCAGCUACCAUCUGACGAUCAUUUCCGAGGGCCGUGGUGGCUCCAAGGGUGACGGAAUUUUCCAAGUUUUGGUGACGGUCGAGGAUGAAAACGACAACCCACCCCGAUUCUCCCACAAAACCUACACAGGCCAUGUCAGCGAGGACGCCGCACCGAAUACGCUGGUCAAGCUGGACAACCUGGUGCACGCCGCGGACAUCGACCUGGGCAACAACGCCAAGUUCCAGAUCAGAAUCCGCGGGGACGGGGCAAACAAGUUCCGCAUCGACCAGGAGAGUGGCAAGAUUUUCUUAGCGGCGAAAGAGCCUCUGGACCGGGAGACGAGACCCAAGUUUGACCUACGUUUGGUGGCCGUUGACCGAGGCAACAUUUCUUCAGAGGUCGAGCUCACCGUCAUCGUGGAUGACGUCAACGAUAACGCACCGAACUUUGUGCAAAUGAUGCUGUUGGACGAGGCGGCCGUGGCGGACGGCAACGCGAAGCAGCGAAGGGAUACGGUGCUGCCGCUGAAAAACAUGUCGAGCAGGAACUACCCUGUCGUCAGCUUGGAGGAAAACAUUGCCAUGGGAUCGCCGGUGAUCAAAAUCGAAGCCAAGGACAUGGACGAUGGAGAUAAUGCAGUCGUCACUUACAAAAUUGUCGGGGAGAACCAACGAGAGAAGCAGGACAGGUCUUCUAGCGCCAGGCAUAAAAAAGAGCGGUCUUUCAACAUAAAUCCAAACACAGGAGAAAUCACUGUUUCAAAAAGACUUUCUCCCGAAACUGAGUUUCAAUUGGACGUCAUGGCAGCUGACUGUUGUGGCCUGAGCAACAACAUGUCUCUGAUGGUUAACGUCGUGGAUGUGAACGACCACGCACCAACCUUCAAACGCCCUUGGUACCAGUACGACCUUGCCGAGGGAACUUACAUGGGCUGGGUUCUCGGUUGGCUGCAUGCGAGCGAUGCUGACUUCGCAGACAACGCGCAUGUCACUUACUACAUCGACCCUGAAGAAGGGGAUCUGCCCUUCACCAUCUCACCUGAAGGUGGCGCCCUGACGGCGACGGGCACCGUUGACAGAGAAUCGGGUGAUUCGUUCGAGUUCCGUGUUUGGGCCGAGGACAAUGGCAAGCCAAAACUGAAAACCAGUGUCCAGGUGACGAUCAACAUUCUGGACGUGAAUGACAACGCCCCUGAAUUUUUCAACUUCAACCGUCGGGACGAGAUCACAGGCACGCCGAUUUACCACACAGCCAUCGACGAAAAUGGCCCACCAGGACAGUUUGUCCUUCAAGUUUUUGCCAACGACUCGGACUACACUGGGAACGGAAACGGUUUGCUUCUGUAUAGUAUUGCUGGCCCUCCCAGGAGAGAAUUCCAUAUCGACUCCAAGGACGGAACUAUCACCACCCUCACGUCUCUGGACUAUGAGAGCGCUAACAUCCACAACAUCACGGUGGUCGCCUCCGACCUGGGCAGCCCGUCCUUGACUUCAUCUGCUAUCGUCCUCGUUGCUGUUAAGGACCACAAGGAAUCAACAGCCAUUGACCUUAAUCCCAUCUUUUCAGAGAGACACCUUGAGGUUGAAGUGAUGGAGAACUCACACACUCCUUUGGUGCUAACCAUGUUGAACGUGACGCCGUCGUACCGAAACCAACACGUCACCUUCACCCUGCUGCCAGGGCCGGACGUCAACAACUUCUACGUGGACUCGAAGAACGGGACCGUCUACCUGAUGAACACGCCAGACCGCGAGCGGCAGAGUUACUACGCCAUCAAAGUGCGUGCCGAGCGUGCGAAAGCGGCGCGAAGCUCCAAACCAGUGCUCGUGUAUCCGAUGCUUUCUGACGAUCUUGGUGUUGCAGGUGACGAAGUGCGUCUGGUUGUUCACGUCCGUGACGAAAACGAUAACACGCCACGGUUUGAAGGUGCUCAAGAAGGCCGCCCCAUAGUAGCAGCCAUACCUGCGUCUGCAAACUACGGAGACGAAGUUGUCCGACUCUAUGCGUAUGAUGCCGAUGAAGGGUUGAACGGUGAGGUGCGUUACCACAUAGUUCAAAAACCGGAUGACGUGGAAACGAAAAGAUUCGACGUGCACCCUAUUACUGGCCAAGUCCGUGGUAUCACGAGUUUCGCGCGAGACGCGGGGAAGAUCUUCGGCUUUGAUGUGCGCGCCCGUGACAGACGCGGCGCCCCUGAUGGGCAUUCUGUGAUCGCCAAUGUUAUAGUGUAUGUGCUUGACGAGAACAAACAGGUGGUGCUUGUGAUGAACGCGAAACCAAUGGCAGUAGAGAUGAGCUCGCAAAAUAUCACAAAGGCGCUGAGCAGGCUGACGGGUCUUGAUGUGCGCCUCCGCAAACUGGAGCCGCACUUUGAGCUGGAUUCUGAUGAAGAGGUUGAUGCCACUGACCUUUACCUGUACGCCGUGGAUCCUCAUUUGAACAUGGUUGUUGACAUGACCCGGUUGGAGAGGGUUUUGGGUUUACACUCUGCUGAGCUGAAGAGAGACUUGGACAUCUUCCAGGCGAUGGAAAUUCGCGACCUGCCAAACACCCCAAGGGCCCAAAGACCGACUCUGUUAGCCGUGGAGGCCGGAGCAGUGGCCAUGGGCUGCUUUGUGUUCCUUGGGGCUUUGGCUGCCGCUAUCUGUUUUGGAUGUGUGCGACGCAAAAAGAAGCUCCGGAAGCACCAAAAACCGUGCUUUCCCUCAUCCCACAUGGGCUUCUCGAUGAAUUUGAGACCUCCAUACCUGGUGGAGCUGGAAGACGCGACGACCGAUUCCUACGUAGACAUGCACUCUCAGCACAGCAACGGUGGCCACUUUCCACGCCUCAAUCCCGACCUGAAGCUGAGCAGGACGACGUCCAAUGUCGGCCGGCUGCAGAGGCCGAUCGCCUCGAUGACUUCCAUGAGCAGGCACGACUCAGGGGUGGCCCUGCACCACCCCCAGAACUGCUCGUGCUCCAGCAGCCACGAAACUUCAAGCUCAAAUGGCAGCUAUGAAGACUCCCUAAAGGAGCUGAACCCCUCACAAGGCGCGAACGCGGCGGCAUACAUCGCAGAGCGACAUCAGAAAAAGAGGCAGCGGGAGCCGUCGAGCACACCCCCGCCACCCCCGAGCAACGUUCAUGCCCAUAUGGGAGUGCAGCUGGCACGGCGGCACAGCGAGAGGGUGGUCAUCUGCCCGCUUGAACACCACCCGAGCAGAAACCAACACGAGUGUAACUGACUGACUUUCGCUGACUGACGAUGAGAGAAAGACACACACAUGCACGCCCGUCACGACUGCUCGAAGUGGGUUGCUUGUGAUUGCAACCGCGCACGGGGCUUGCGGAGGGUGUGUGCGUUUUUGUUUCGCGUGCGACGAUACGAGCUCACUUCAGUUUUAGUCAUUUGUAGGAUAUUGUACAUAGUCUCUUUCGAUCGAGAUUUUUUUACUCUUGCCUAUUUCAAUCAGAAUCCGUUUGCGUUUAUUCCCCAUACUGUCUAUUCAACGAAAUUAUUGUUACAUUGGACAUGGACUGGUUGAGUGCUCAAACGUUUCUCUUGUAAAUAAAGUGCAUUUAUUUUUACACGCCCACAAAGUGGACCUAACGCGAUGUGCCCACACGUCUGUAAAUAAAUACCAACUCAGAGGCAGAAAAUCGAAA